Cyprinodon tularosa is the source of this 1597-nucleotide messenger RNA. Its product is annotated as jouberin-like. Bases 83 to 676 code for a protein of 197 amino acids. The transcript has 5 exons. The record is from RefSeq and is a predicted model, not a curated record. Gene Ontology annotation, molecular function: protein binding. NCBI's taxonomy places the organism in Eukaryota, Metazoa, Chordata, Actinopteri, Cyprinodontiformes, Cyprinodontidae.
AGCUCAAGGCGGUGCUGCAGUGGAUUAGCUGGCUGCAUUUAUUUAGAGCGCAGGAGCUUCUGCUGGGGUCAGAUCUGCAAGAAUGCAGCACAUCUACAUGCAGAGCAAUGAACAUUUUGAGGUCUUCACCACUGUCUUGGCUCCACAAGCAGGAAGAAAUAGAUACAAAGCAGAAGCUGAAAAGAUGGUGGUGGUGCACAGCUACAGGCCCCACUGGCCAGAUGAGCUGUUCCUAGCUCCAGGUGACGUCAUCAUGGUGGUAUCCAAGCAUGAGGAGGGGAGGUGGUUUGGGCGGCUGCAGGAGGGCCAGUGGGGAUACUUCCCUGCUUCAUGUGUGAUGGAGCUGGGCCAGUCAAACCUGCCGACUAAAGCCCUGCAGAGAAGCUUAUCCUUGAGGGUGACAUCAGCGGACAGUAAGCAAAGCAGUGGACAUGUCCUACAGGCGUUGAGGAGGGGAAGCAGCAGAGAAGGAGGCGAAGGAACAGGGCUGGAUUGGAGACAGGUUAAGCGUGAGGGCCCCUUCCUGGAGCGGAGGCCCCAAAGCCCUCCGCCUGAAUCCAUGGCCUCCCAACCUAAGAUCCGCAGAUCUUCAAGUUUGCUCCACAGGAUCUUGUCCAAGUGCCGGAGAAAGAGUGAAUGCGAAGGGGCCGCCAAUGGGGCCUUCGAGGGUGACUAAGGAGGGGCCUGCCUUUGUCUUACAGGAGAGGAGAUGACUUUCUAGGAGGUGUUUUUGAGAUUACACGGGAUUCUAAAAAACAGUCUAAUCCCCCUUUUCUGGGUCUAAAGUUGACUUUUCUUGCCUUAGCUCAAUUUCAACAAACAAGCAAGAGAAAAACUGAAAGUAAACAACAAAGUAAACAGCUAUUGUGCUGCACUUUAUAUAUAAAGGAAAAUAGCAAUCAUUUGGCACGAAGCAGUAAGCACCACAAGGAAAGCUUAAUUAAAAAAAUUAUUCUCUUCCUUUAGCAGCUUUGCAAAUCAGAUUGCAAUUUGAUCUGGACUUUGACAGGAACCAUCAUCACUAAAAACCCUAACUUUGAUCCAAACCAAGGCUUCACUAAUUCAGGAUAAUGUAAUUUUUACCUACAUUUGCAAUGAUGGGGCUAUUAUUUUUAAGUUUUCCUUUAUCACCCUAGUCCAAACUACUGUUUCUAAGCUUUAGCAACUCCACAAACAAGAAACUACCACAGUUACAGGCACUGUGUACCUUAAAACAUAUGAAAAAAAGCAACCCCACAGCAUGCUGCUACCACCACUGUGUUUUACAAUUGGUGGCGGAUGGGGAUAUCAUUAGGAUCUGCUUUAUUUGUUCUUCCUGCACCGGAUUUUUCGCUGUAGGUCAGAGAAACCAAACUUUAACCAGAGUGGUGUCUUCCAAACAUCUCGUUAUGAAAGAGCAAUGGAGAAAAAGACAUACGCCUCGCCAUCCCUGUUCUUUUUAAAGGGAACGCCGUAUGAUCCUGCCUCAAACACAUCUGAGUCAAAAUUAGGAGCAAAGUAAUGAUUGAAAACUGAAACCUCAUUUGAUGCCUUCUACAUGAAGGGUAAAUGGUAGAUAUCCCCGAUCUUCUAGUUUUCUGGUGCUUUCUUGCGGUAA